This is a messenger RNA of Phalaenopsis equestris, 1005 nucleotides long. RefSeq lists its product as uncharacterized. The record is from RefSeq and is a predicted model, not a curated record. The transcript has a single exon. Gene Ontology annotation, molecular function: ubiquitin binding; polyubiquitin modification-dependent protein binding; proteasome binding. The coding region runs from base 147 to 692 and encodes 181 amino acids. NCBI's taxonomy places the organism in Eukaryota, Viridiplantae, Streptophyta, Magnoliopsida, Asparagales, Orchidaceae. Gene Ontology annotation, biological process: proteasome-mediated ubiquitin-dependent protein catabolic process. Gene Ontology annotation, cellular component: cytosol; nucleoplasm.
CAAACCGUUACCAUUCCAAUUUUUGCCGGAACAAUUCUCUCCUCGUAACGUCCAUCACGAAAAAACACAUCCAAUCUCCUUCUCCCCUUCCACCCUUCCCACCAACCCAAAAAAUGUAAAAUAAAUAAAACUACCCUACUUCCGCCAUGGACCUCUUCUUCGAGGCCGGCGAUGGCCGGUGCUUCAAAGAAGAAAUCUGGUUCUUCUCAACCGUUCUCGAAAUAAAACAAAAGCUACAUAAACGAUACGGCUUCCCAAUCUCCCACCAAACUCUCCUCUUCAACGGCAAAAUCAUGGAAGACAAACGCGACAUUGAAUACUACAACAUCAUUCAAGGCUCUCGCAUUCUCCUCCGUCUCCCGCCUGAGCCCAAGCCGGCGGCCAAAGCCGAUCAGCCCGAAACGUCCACGAGCGGCGGCGGGAGAAGGACGACGGUGACGGUACUCGUGCCGACGGAAACGUUUGGGACAAUGAGGGUGGCGAUGGAGGUGAACUUGGCGGACAAUGUGAGCGAGCUAAAGAAGGAAUUGUGGAGAAUGAGACACCAGAUUUAUGGCUUUUGUUUGCCGGUGGAAGGAUUCUUCUUCAUUUUUAAGCAAAAUGUGAUGGAGGAAGACAGAAGUUUCAGGUGGCAUGGCGUGAAGACAGAUGAUGUUAUUGAGAUUUUUAAUGGAAGUGUUGCGGAUUCAUAGUAGGUUGUUAGUUUUAAAAAUUAGCAGAAUGGAUCUUAGCAUUCUUAGUUAUAAUAAAUUAAGUCAUUUUUAUCGCGUAAUGUGUUAUCUAUUCAGUGAUGUAUAGGAAAGCAUGUGGUCCAGAUGCAUGAAUGCAAGCUGCUUCUUUACUGGCUGGUAAGAUUAUUGUACUAUAAUUAAUGGGGGUAUGGAUCGAUUUGGCUACGUUUUGUUAAUUCAUUUGAAUUAUCUUUUUGGUAGUUUUGAUCAAGGUUGUGAUUUGUUUGGUUGUUUUUGUAAGAUUAAGUUUGAUGUAGAUUUUGCGACAGGAAAU